Molecule: messenger RNA, 1239 nt
Organism: Eruca vesicaria subsp. sativa (arugula)
Lineage: Eukaryota; Viridiplantae; Streptophyta; Magnoliopsida; Brassicales; Brassicaceae
Source: the annotation of a GenBank genome assembly
AUGGCUACUAGUUAUAAAGCAGUUGUUGUUCAUGGAGAUAGACAGAAUGGUGAUCGCAGAGUUGGUCAACAAAACCGGUACCAAGGUCAUAGAGGUGGUGAUAAAGGUAAAGGUAUUGCUAAGGAACCACAAGGAGAUGUGAGAAUGGAAGGUUCUUUUCACCCUUAUCGUGAGAAAGGCUCCAGGGGUCACAAGGCGACACAAUAUGGUAAUAAAAGGCCUGGGAAUCAUUCCAGGGGAUCGAAACAAGCUCAUAGUAAUGGAGGGCAUCAAGUUAUGGAAAACCCAGAGAAACUAACGAUCGAUGCUUUCAGAGGAGUUGACGGAUCACCUCCAAUGGAAAGGUUUCAAACAGACAAAGAUGCUGGUGGUGGUACUUCAUCAAAGGCUCGUAAAGCUCUGCUCUUUGAGGAGGAGGCACCAGGGGUUGUAGUGGAAGCUCAGCAUCUCGAGAAUGAGAUAAUACCAGUGGAAAACUUCAAUGGAGAUCACGUAGAGGAAGCAGGAAGUGACAAAGUUGUGGAGGUGCAAACGCAGUCAAAUGGGAAUGGAGUUGACUUGAUGGCGGAAGGGGAGAUGAUGUCGGAUUCAGAGCUUAUCAUGGAGGAUGGAGAGUUGGAAGGUUGGGAACAAGGUGCUGAAACGAAUUUCAUGGAGGACAAUAAUAUGGUUAAUAAUGACCAAGCUCUUGCAGACUUGGAGAUCGCUAAUGAUCAUCCCCAAACAACCUUGGAAGCGAAAAAUUUGGGAGACACAAGCAAGGGAAUGGACGGCAAGUUAAAGGCAAAGAAUGGUACUGUGGAUGCAGGAGGCCCUUCUAAGAAAAGAAGUGCUUCAGUGUUUGCUUCACCUCGCAAGAAGUUGUUGGCACAAGCUACUGCUAAGGUAGGUGAGAAAGGCUCCAGGAAGGUUACUGGUAAGCCUAAGAUUCCACCUCAAAGUCAAAACCCUAUUAAUUAUUAUCGGUUGUGGAGAAGAGCCGCCAAUGUAAUCACCAUCCCUGAUCGUAUCUAUCUCUCCACCUUCUUCCUUCCACCAUUUGUGCUCUCUCUUGCUCAUCACAUGUGUCACUCUUUCUCCUCCUCCUUUUGUUCACGUGCUGGUGUGUUUGAUUACGGAGGGGACGUGACGCAUACACCGUUGAUGAUCACCACCAGUCACUACUCUUCAUCGCAUGUCCAUGGAUCACCGCUGCGGAGCCGUAGUUCACACCAGAGGAUCUACUCCGGUCACCAGUGA